Molecule: messenger RNA, 547 nt
Organism: Varanus komodoensis (Komodo dragon)
Lineage: Eukaryota; Metazoa; Chordata; Lepidosauria; Squamata; Varanidae
Product: DNA-directed RNA polymerases I, II, and III subunit RPABC5-like
Exons: 3
Coding region: 139-342 (67 amino acids)
Biological process (GO): transcription by RNA polymerase II; transcription by RNA polymerase I; tRNA transcription by RNA polymerase III
Cellular component (GO): RNA polymerase I complex; RNA polymerase II, core complex; RNA polymerase III complex
Molecular function (GO): zinc ion binding; DNA-directed RNA polymerase activity; DNA binding
Source: RefSeq, a predicted model, not a curated record
UUCCGCUGCCCUUUGCCGCCCUCUCGCGGGCGGAUCGAGACAUAGCGCAGGUUCGCGGGCGGCCACGCUGCUGCGCCAGCAUUUGGGAACGAGCCGAGGCCGCGAGCAGCAAGGCAGAGCCGGAAGAAGGCCGCCAUAAUGAUCAUCCCGGUUCGAUGUUUUACCUGUGGCAAGGUUGUAGGCAACAAGUGGGAAGCAUACCUGGGCCUCUUGCAGGCUGAAUACACAGAAGGGGAUGCUUUGGAUGCACUUGGCCUGAAGCGCUACUGUUGCCGGAGGAUGCUUCUGUCACAUGUGGAUUUGAUUGAGAAGCUUCUGAACUAUGCACCCUUGGAGAAGUAGCAUGCUACCCCGGAUCAGUCACAGGAGUGGGGCUGGAAUAUUUCUGUCGUGUGGAUUUACAGGCAUACCUUCACACCUUCCCUUGCAGUUUGAUCCAUUUCCUUAGUAUGUAUGAAAAUGACACCUUUCCACUAGAGGGUGCAGUUGUACAAUGGAAGGAUUCCAUCUCAUUCCGUUAUGUGGAAUAAAGAGAAAACGUCAUGAA